GGGGCCGGAGGCCAGCGGAGCUAGCGGCCACCUUGGCCGAGCGGAGCCGUUCGGCCGCCGCCGCCAUGUCGUCGGUGAGCCCCAUCCAGAUCCCCAGCCGCCUCCCGCUGCUGCUCACCCACGAGGGCGUGCUGCUGCCGGGGUCCACCAUGCGUACGAGCGUGGACUCGGCCCGCAACCUGCAGCUGGUCAGGAGCCGCCUGCUCAAGGGCACGUCGCUGCAGAGCACCAUCCUGGGCGUCAUCCCCAACACGCCCGAUCCGGCCAGCGACGCGCAGGACUUGCCGCCGCUGCACAGGAUCGGGACGGCUGCGCUGGCGGUGCAGGUGGUGGGCAGCAACUGGCCGAAGCCCCACUACACUCUGCUGAUUACAGGCCUGUGCCGCUUCCAGAUUGUGCAGGUCUUGAAGGAGAAGCCGUACCCUGUGGCUGAAGUGGAGCAGUUGGACCGGCUGGAGGACUUUCCCAACACCUGUAAAACAAGGGAGGAGCUAGGGGAGCUCUCGGAGCAGUUUUACAAAUAUGCAGUGCAGUUGGUUGAAAUGUUGGACAUGUCUGUACCUGCAGUUGCCAAGUUGAGACGUCUUUUAGAUAGCCUUCCAAGGGAAGCUUUACCGGAUAUUCUGACAUCAAUUAUCCGAACAAGCAACAAAGAGAAACUCCAGAUUUUAGAUGCUGUGAGUCUGGAGGAAAGAUUCAAGAUGACCAUACCACUGCUUGUCAGGCAAAUUGAAGGCCUAAAACUGCUUCAAAAAACCAGAAAACACAAGCAAGAUGAUGAUAAACGGGUUAUAGCGAUACGCCCUAUUAGGAGGAUCACACACAUCCCAGGCACUUUAGAAGAUGAGGAUGAGGAUGAAGAUAAUGAUGACAUUGUCAUGUUAGAGAAAAAAAUACGAACAUCCAAUAUGCCAGAGCAGGCUCAUAAAGUCUGUGUCAAGGAGAUAAAGAGACUCAAAAAAAUGCCUCAGUCAAUGCCAGAAUAUGCUUUGACAAGAAAUUACUUAGAACUUAUGGUGGAACUGCCUUGGAACAAGAGUACAACUGAUCGUCUGGACAUUCGAGCAGCCCGAAUUCUUCUGGAUAAUGAUCAUUAUGCCAUGGAAAAAUUGAAGAAAAGGGUACUGGAAUAUUUGGCUGUCAGACAGCUGAAAAACAACCUGAAGGGCCCCAUUCUCUGCUUCGUCGGCCCUCCUGGCGUUGGUAAAACGAGUGUGGGGAGAUCAGUGGCCAAGACACUAGGGCGAGAGUUCCACAGGAUUGCACUUGGAGGGGUGUGCGACCAGUCUGACAUCCGAGGACACAGGCGCACCUACGUGGGCAGUAUGCCUGGCCGCAUCAUCAACGGCCUGAAGACCGUCGGGGUCAACAACCCAGUCUUCCUGCUAGAUGAGGUUGACAAGCUAGGAAAGAGUCUGCAGGGCGAUCCUGCGGCAGCUCUGCUUGAGGUGUUGGAUCCUGAACAAAACCAUAACUUCACAGAUCAUUAUCUGAAUGUGGCCUUCGACCUUUCCCAAGUUCUUUUUAUUGCAACUGCCAACACCACUGCUACUAUUCCUCCUGCCUUGCUGGACAGAAUGGAGGUCAUUCAGGUGCCAGGGUAUACACAAGAGGAGAAGAUCGAGAUCGCCCACAGGCACUUGAUACCAAAGCAGCUGGAACAGCAUGGGCUGACUCCACAACAGAUUCAGAUCCCCCAGGUCACGACCCUUGACAUCAUCACCAGGUAUACCAGAGAGGCAGGGGUUCGCUCCCUGGAUCGGAAGUUUGGUGCCAUUUGCCGAGCGGUGGCUGUGAAGGUGGCUGAAGGGCAGCACAAAGACGCCAAGCUGGACCGCACCGAUGGGCCUGAGGGAGAAGGUUUCAGAGAACAAAUCGUAGAUGAUGCCAAACCAGAAUCUCUCAGUGAUACUACUGACCUGUCACUACCACCUGAAAUGCCUAUUUUGAUUGAUUUCCACGCACUGAAAGACAUCCUCGGUCCCCCGAUGUAUGAAAUGGAGGUGUCUGAGCGUUUGAAUCAACCAGGAGUGGCGAUAGGCUUGGCCUGGACCCCCUUGGGUGGGCAGAUCAUGUUCGUGGAGGCAAGUCGAAUGGAUGGCGAGGGGCAGCUAACUCUGACUGGCCAGCUUGGGAACGUCAUGAAGGAGUCGGCCCACCUGGCCAUCAGCUGGCUCCGCAGCAAUGCCAAGAAGUAUCACCUGACCACUGCUUCUGGAAGUUUUGAUCUUCUUGACAACACAGACAUCCAUCUGCACUUCCCAGCUGGAGCUGUCACAAAAGACGGACCAUCUGCGGGUGUUACCAUAGUAACCUGUCUCGCCUCGCUUUUUAGUGGGCGGCUGGUACGUUCCGAUGUAGCCAUGACUGGAGAAAUUACACUCAGAGGUCUUGUUCUUCCAGUGGGUGGAAUUAAAGACAAAGUGCUGGCGGCACACAGAGCAGGACUCAAGCGUGUCAUCAUCCCUCAGAGGAACGAAAAGGACCUUGAAGAAAUCCCAGGCAACGUGCGGCAGGAUCUCACUUUCGUGACCGCCAGCUGCCUGGAUGAAGUCCUAAACGCAGCCUUUGACGGUGGCUUUUCGGUCAAGACCAGGCCUGGUCUCCUAAGCAGCAGCAAACUGUAGGCUUCAAGUCCCUCUGAAGUGAAAGGGUACUAAAGAGCACUGACAAGGCUGAUUUUAUCCACGCCAGUGGGGAGAAGCAGAAUACCCCAUAUUGCAAGCAUAAUCACAUGAAUGAACCUCAAUCAAGUGGGGAUUGGUGUGUAUCAUAAAAUUUUAAUGUAAUAAAUUGACAAAUUGA
Messenger RNA from Condylura cristata (star-nosed mole), 2805 nucleotides. It is a transcript of the gene LONP2, whose product is annotated as lon peptidase 2, peroxisomal. Gene Ontology annotation, biological process: protein catabolic process; protein targeting to peroxisome; protein quality control for misfolded or incompletely synthesized proteins. Bases 66 to 2627 code for a protein of 853 amino acids. Gene Ontology annotation, cellular component: peroxisomal matrix. Lineage: Eukaryota; Metazoa; Chordata; Mammalia; Eulipotyphla; Talpidae. Gene Ontology annotation, molecular function: ATP-dependent peptidase activity; serine-type endopeptidase activity; ATP binding. The transcript has 15 exons. The record is from RefSeq and is a predicted model, not a curated record.